Molecule: messenger RNA, 2982 nt
Organism: Cottoperca gobio
Lineage: Eukaryota; Metazoa; Chordata; Actinopteri; Perciformes; Bovichtidae
Gene: wbp11
Product: WW domain binding protein 11
Exons: 12
Coding region: 219-2420 (733 amino acids)
Biological process (GO): RNA processing
Cellular component (GO): spliceosomal complex
Source: RefSeq, a predicted model, not a curated record
UGACGUCAAAUUAGCCUCUUCCGGUCUUGCUCGGCAGUAAACAUGGCGGCUGGCUAACGAUUUUGCUACAUGCAUUCAGUCCUGAAUACUUUGGAUUUAUCUUUCUUAGCGUACACAAUACGUUUCAAUUGACUUUUGAUACACAGAAGGGCGUGUGUAGGGCGUUGCGCUCUACGGGUUUUAUUUGAAUAAAAGGGUGAAGUAAACGAACCGACACAAUGGGGCGACGUUCAACCUCCUCCACCAAGAGUGGGAAGUUUAUGAAUCCCACCGACCAGGCCAGAAAGGAGGCCAGGAAAAGGGAGUUAAAAAAGAACAAGAAGCAGAGAAUGAUGGUGAGAGCGGCGGUGCUGAAGAUGAAGGACCCCAGACAGAUCAUCAGAGACAUGGAGAAGCUGGAUGAGAUGGAGUUCAACCCAGUUCAGCAGCCCUUGCUGAAUGAGAAAGUGCUGAGGGAUAAGAGGAAGAAGUUGCGUGAGACAUUUGAGCGCAUCGUCCGUCUGUACGAGAGAGAGAAUCCCGACACCUACAAGGAGCUACGUAAACUGGAGUUGGACUAUGAGACCAAACGGGGGCAGCUGGCUCUCUAUUUUGACUCAGUCAAGAAUGCCGAGUCAGUGGAGGUCGACAGUAUCCCUUUACCAGAUAUGCCUCACGCCCCCUCCAAUAUCCACAUCCAGGACAUCCCUCUACCAGGAGCUCAGCCUCCGUCCAUACUGAAGAAGAACGCCACUUUUGGUAAAGGACCUCUGUCGGCAUCUUCUGGACCCGUUGUGGCAACAGUGCCAGGCGUGCCACGUUUACCUCCAGGGAGGAAGCCCCCUGGACCCCCACCUGGGCCCCCACCUCCACAGGUCCUGGCACUGUACGGCAUUCCUGCUCGACGAGCUUUCGGCACAGACACCGAGCCUUCCAUUCCCGGUUUAGAAAAAGAGUUGGCGAUGGAGUUGGGAAGAGAUCGGGACAGCGGCAGUGAGAGCGACAGAGAUCGGGAUGAUGUGGAAGACGACGAAAGCGACUCCGAGGAGGACAGCGAAGAAGAGCGAGAUGAAGGGGGAGACGGUGACCAGAGAAUGAGUGUGGACAGGCAGGAUGAUGAGAGGGAAAGAGAGGAGGAUAGAGACCGAAAUGAAAGACAUGCUGGUCGCAGUGUACGUUUCGCAGACAUGCCUCCAGAGGCACCCCGUGACGGAAAGAAGAAGAAAAAGAGGGUGGUGAAGAAAACCAAGGCCAUUACCCCUCUGCAGGCCAUGAUGUUGAGGAUGGCAGGUCAGUCAAUUCCUGAAGACGAGGAAGAAGAAGAGGUAGAGGAGGAAUACACAGAUGAAUCAGACAACUCCGACAUCGAGGACAGGGGACCACCAGGGGAAAGUCAGCCCCACCUUAUGCCUAAUCAGCGUCUACCCCCUCCUGCUGGACCAGUGGGACCGCAAGGGCCUCCACACUUGCAAGGUCCACCAAUGACAGGGCCUCCACCACUGGGUCCACCCCCAAAUCCUCCCAUGAGGCCUCCUGGUCCACCCUCUGGCCCGCCUCCUGGCCCACCACCAGGUGCUCCUCCAUUCCUGAGGCCUCCUGGUAUACCUGGAGGCAUGAGGGGUCCAAUGCCUCGUCUUCUGCCUCCUGGACCGCCGCCAGGUCGGCCCCCAGGCCCCCCACCUGGUCCCCCUCCUGGUCUUCCACCAGGUCCCCCACCACGAGGACCACCUCCCAGACUACCACCCCCGGCACCACCAGGUAUCCCCCCUCCGCCCCCAAGAGCAGGAGGGCCCCCGCGUCCACUUGCCCCGCCACUCUCUCUCUUUCCUCCACCUCUCAACUCCAACGUGCUCAGUGCUCCUCCCAACAUUGUCCAGCGACAAAAAGGCUCAGGACCCAACCUGGAUGGCUCGCAGAACAACAUGCCACCCCCUGCCAUGCCCAUGCCCAUGUCCAUGCGACCGGGUGUCAUGCAGAUGCCUCCUCCUCCAGGGACUGCUUCCGCCAACACGGGUGUCAAUCCUGGCGGAAACCCCUCCAGCCACCACCACGCAGCCACCAUCGAAAAGCGAGCCAACAUCACAUCCGUCGCAGCAGCCGGGGGCAGCCUGGCAGCGGGUGCUGGCUCCGGUGGGGCCACCAUCUCGGCAAAACCUCAGAUUAUCAAUCCAAAAACGGAGGUCACCCGCUUCGUGCCCACGGCACUGAGGGUGCGUAGGGACAAGGGUGGAGCAAUGCCCGGGGCAGCAGCUGGGCCCCAUGAGAGGCUAGGAAGGAGGAAAGAUGAAAGCAUGUUAGGACAGGGGCAGAAACAGCAGGCAACAGCUGCUUCCAUGGGCUACGUCAACCCCUCCCAGAUGAGUGCUGUGUCUCAAUCCAACAUGAAGAGUAAGGACCAGAUGUAUGAAGCCUUUAUGAGGGAGAUGGAGGGACUCCUCUGAGACUCUGGAGGGUAUUGGGGCAGAUGUUCAGUGGGGGCGCUCUGAACAAAAGGAGUGUAUUUGUUUUCUGUGCAGAGUUCUAGACGUAGCUGUCUUCAAGGCAGUCAGCUAGAUGAGUUUCUCUUCAGUAAGCCAAGGAAAGGCUUCUACACUCAGCACUGGUCUCACCAGGCUCAUUUCAUUUGGACUUUUAUUUGUUGUUUUAAGGAGAAUGUGAAUUUGAUGUAUGUAAGAAAUCUGAUUAUGUGAACAUUUAGAUUGUUUGCUUUUAGGAGUCAACUAAAAAAAGAACACUAUUCUCUACAAUGAAAAAAAUCCAGAGACGACAAAGUGCUUUUUUGUUCUCCAGUCUGUUCAUUUUUUUUUUCCUACAACUGCGUUUUUCCUCCGGCCAAUUAUUUUGUGAUUUGUCAUGACCAGAAAAAGCAUUUUGUAUAAUUGUUAUUUUAUCUCCUAAACAUGUUGGACAUCAAAAUAAAGGUGUGGAAUGUUUUGUCAACCACUGACAAAAUACAUGUCUGAAACUGUUUGACCUGCAGCUAAAUAAAUACUUUUUACCUCA